Trichosporon asahii var. asahii CBS 2479 is the source of this 2661-nucleotide messenger RNA. RefSeq lists its product as uncharacterized. Lineage: Eukaryota; Fungi; Basidiomycota; Tremellomycetes; Trichosporonales; Trichosporonaceae. The record is from RefSeq and is a predicted model, not a curated record. Bases 1 to 2661 code for a protein of 886 amino acids. The transcript is spliced from 2 exons.
AUGUGCGGUGCAAAAAUAGCCCACAUUCCAAUCACCAAAACUCCUCCGCACCGGUUGCACGCUAGCAGGCCUAGUUUGGCUCGACGCCUCGACAUGAUGACCUCACGACUUUCCCGCCCGCAGGCCGGGCGCACGAUCCGCCUCUUCGGCGUUUUGUCUCUCCUCGCUGCGCCAGCCGCCGCGAACGUGGCCAUGUGGCACCCCUCGAUGUACGGCUUCGAAGCCGGUGUCGACGACGCCGGUCGCGCGGCUGAGCCCAAGGUCGGCAGCUGGUGGCUGCACGGCGAAAAGGACCAGCCCCCGGAGGAGGGUCAGUUCCUCGAGCUUCCCGCCGGUGGACAGUUCAAGGGCGAGCUCGCCUCGAAGAAGUCGUUCACGAGCUUUGGCAACGAGGUCUCGUGCGAUGAGGAGGGCGCCGUCCACGACCAGGUCCCUCGGAUCAGCUGUGGCCUGGCCCUCGCCUACGUAGCUAACGUCGAGGAGCUGGACCCCGCCAACUUCACCACCAUCUCCGUCCGCCACGACUGCUCCAAGCCCGAGGUUGUCUUUGACAUUCCCAAGAACCUCCCCGCUUGCCCGGAGGAAGGCUGCCACUGCUUCUGGGGUGCCGCUGACGAUGGCGACAUCAAGGGUGGCUGGCAGGGCAAGCCCGGCGCCGACCCUCUCCCCGUCCCGCAGCUGCCAAAAGCGUGCGCUGGCCGCCCCGAGAAGUGCACCAAGGGCGCGAAGCAGAUGGUCGUCUGGGGCCAGGCGGAGGGCAACAACGUCGUUGGCGACGGUCGCUUCAAUGACGACUUUGGCUACGCGGACGGUGCCCAGGCUGACAUCUGGGAGCUCGACGACAAGAAGCCCGUGGCCAAGGUGCUUCGUCGCGAUGAGGGUGGCGACAACCAGAACAACGGCGGGAACGAUGGCAAGGAGUGGGACCAGAAGUGGUACAAGCAGACGUGGACGCUGGAUGAGCUGCGCCAGCCCUGGACCGACGAGGAGCGUGUCUACAUCGAGCGCGAGGUGCACCAGCACUGGGACAACAUCCUGUCCGAGAAGGACUACAACUACCUCGACAUGAACUCGCUCUCCGUUCCCGCGCAGUACGUCGUGCGCAAGCUCCGUGCUCAGCUCUGGCUCGCCACGGCUUCCAAGGAGGAGAUGCCGCAGACUAAGCAGCCGGGUGCCGCGGAGACCAAGGCUCCUGAGCAGAAGCCGACCGCCGCUGAGGCGAAGGUGACUGAGGCCGUCAAGACCCAGGCCCAGGGUGCCGAGCAGCCGAAGAAGACCGCCGCGCUGGAGCCGAAGAAUGUAGAGGGUGAUAAGACGAAGGAGGAGGCGUCGAAGCAGAGUCCCGAGGACCAGAAGAAGGUGGAAGAGGAGCUGAAGAAGAAGGCGGAGGAGGCCAACAAGAAGGCGCAGGAGGCAAAGAAGAACCCCGAGGACCAGAAGAAGAAGGAAGAGGAGGAGCAAAAGAAGAAGGACGAGGAGGCGAGAAAGAAGGCCGACGAGGACAAGAAGAAGGAAGAGGAGAAGAAGAAGGCCGACGAGACAAGCAAGAGGAGCGAGGCUGCCCCUACGAGCUACUCUUGGGGCUUCGCCAACCUGAACGAGUACCUCGAUAAGCUCCGCCGCGAGGGCCAAGGGCCCGCCAUGGCGCAGAUCGAGUACCUGAAGGAGUCGUGGAAGGAGAUGCAGGCCGACGACAACUACCCUCCCGACAUGAUCAAGUGGUGGCAGACGCUUCAGGAUAAGUUUGAGCCUUGGAAGACACCGACGCCUGUGACGACCGGCAACCCAUCCGUUAACACUGUUAGGUUGAACAGCAUCAUCGACGCGAUCAAGAACGCCGGCAAGUUGAAGCGUGGCGAGCCCCAUCCCACUCCUGCGCCUCGUUUGCCUGCGCACCCGAAGCGUGAGAUGAACAUUGACUCCGACAAGGUUCUUGUGAAUACCCUCCAGGACGUUCAGACCACCAAGCUCCUCCUCUUCAAUCCGAACGCGAAGCAGGAGGCGAAGACUGAGGGUGUCUACACAAAGCAGGCCGAUGGCCCCGCCCCUACGCCUAUCGCGACUCUCCGAGGUCCCCCAGCCAACGCGAAGAAGCCCUCACCGACGACCUCCUCCUGGGAGCCAACUGGAACAUACGCUUCUCUCUUCGGCUAUUUGCUCGACGAGGUGAAGCACGAUCCGAGCUACCGCCUUUCCCCCGCGCAGCUUCGAUGGCUCGACCAUCUCAAGAAGAGCAGAGAUGACGGCAUUUGGAAUGGCGAAUGGACGAAGGACUUCUGGACCUUCAUGAUUGAGAUGCGUCACCAGCAGCGCAAGCGCUGGCUCAAGCCCAAUGACCAGGGCGACAUCGAGCUCCAGGACUGGGACACGCGCACGUACCGUGACAAGAACGACGUUGAGCGCUUCCUCCGCCAGCUCGAGUGGUCCGAUGAUGAGAUCCGCGGAUUCAACGAAGCCGAGGUGAUCGACUACAAUGCGCUCGUUGCCCGAGUCCAGGAGCUCGGAGGCUGGAAUUCGGCUGGUAUGAAGAAGUCGGACAGGUACCUCGACGAGGAAUCGCACCUCCGUUGGCCCGAAAUCUACGUGCUCCGCAAGCUUCGCUUUGCCAAGAAGAAGCUCCGAGACAGCGUCAAGCAGUACUUUGACGAUCACAGGUGGUGA